Sardina pilchardus (European sardine) is the source of this 2352-nucleotide messenger RNA. Its product is annotated as Transmembrane protein 263-B-like. Bases 174 to 563 code for a protein of 129 amino acids. The transcript has 3 exons. The record is from RefSeq and is a predicted model, not a curated record. NCBI's taxonomy places the organism in Eukaryota, Metazoa, Chordata, Actinopteri, Clupeiformes, Clupeidae.
UUCCGGUACAGUGUAGCCAAACACUGCUAAAUCGUUAAUAGAAGAAAAAUCUGCAAAUACUCUUUUGAGGAAAACAUUGUGUUUAUUGUUUGUCACACACACAUUGUUCGUUCACCAGACGAGGUCCGUCAAGGAAGGUAUAUCGACACUGUAUCCCGUUUAGCAUCAGGUACAUGAUGAAGGGUCCAGACACAGAUGCAGAGGUUGUGGAGGAGAACAGUUCAUCUGUGGAUGAUGCCACUGAAGAACUUCCGCCAUACCUCCGUGAAGAACCACCGGAAGACCUGGGUAAGGACCACCCCAAGGCGGAGGCGGGCAUGAUGUGGCGGGUGACGGGCGGCCUGUUCAGCAUGACCCGGGGCGCGGUGGGAGCCACGCUGGGCGGAGUGGCGUGGGUGGGCAGCAAGAGCUACGAGCUCACCAAGACGGCCGUCACCAGCGUGCCCGCCGCCGGCGUGGGCCUGGUCAAGGGCAGCGUUUCCGUGGUGACCGGAGGGGUGGGCGCGGUGGGCUCGGCAGUGGCCAGUAAAGUCACACCAAAGAAAAAGGACAAGUCUGACUAGGGCCUCGCCGAUCAGUCCAACUGCCCACUCAAGACCUGUCCACCCACCCCACCCCAACCCAGCCCCACCCCACCCCACCCCACCCCACCCCACCUCACCUCUCAAUGGCCUCUGUCUGCCUCUGUGUCUGUCCACUCAAUCGAUCAACAAGACAGAUGUUUUUUUUUCAUGUUACAAAAAGAGUAAUGACAAUUUUAUUGCAAACAAUCUGUUACCGAGGUACUUGUGAACGUAGCAAUUUAAAAUUUCAUUUACUUUUGACUUUGUUUUCUUUCUGGGAGAAGGGCAAAUCUUGAUUUGCUCAAGAAAUGUAGGGGUGAGUGUUGCUAAAUGUUUGUAGACAUGUGUAGACAUUCUGAUUCACGGCAUGAGGCCACAAACCAACCGUCUGUGCUGAACUUCUUGCCUACAGUAUGUUGUGUUGAAUUUAAGCUAAACUGUACAUUCAGCCUUGAUUUCACAGAUGUCCAUUGGUUCAACUUAUGUUCAUGUUUAACAGUGUUAAUUAGUAUGAGCCCAAGCUCCGUGCAAACAAAUACUCACUAGUAUUUCCAAUUCAGAUUUGUGUCAGUUCAGGUCCAGUAUUGGAGUGUACUCCUACUCGUAGGGUUAGUUUAAAUGGGGACGGGUGCGGGGCACAGAGAAGAGAGUCUUCAUGGCACCCUGGCGCACACAUAGCAGCCCUCUCUUUUGGAUCAUGAAUGAACAGUAUUGUCAGUUGUUAAUAAUGUGAGUUCAACAUUGAACUUUGAAAUGCUGACUCACAAGACGACACAUGUGUAUGAGUCCUGUCUGUCUCUAUGGUUAGUGUCGAAUUGCAGCCUCAGAAUCAAGUAUUUGAUUUGAUGUAAGAGUGAUUCAGAGGGUGCAACAUUUGCUGUGAAUGAAAUGUGUUUUUUUUCUUUGUUUUCCAGCCAUGUAAGGGCAGCAGACUUAAUAGUGUUUGGGCUGGAUGUUAAGUUCAUAACAAUGUGUCUGGUGUGGAGUGCUUUGCUUCUCUGUGCAACAGGCACGGUCUCCAGACUUGUCAACACUAUUAAUAGCAUGAGAACAAAGGAUCACUACAGGAUGUGAGGAGUCAUUUAGUCCUGAGAUUUUCUCUUCUUGAUUUCAAUUUGCAUCCACGUGCCUCAGCUUUUAAGGAAAGUAAUGACUUGUAGCCACUCAAGUCCUUUAUAAAAAUGUAACAUUCCUCUCUGUUGUCGCAAUGCUGUGUAUUCCUUGUUCCUCUUUUAAUACGCUGUUUUGUCAGUAGGAAGAUCUUUUCAGACAAACAAGCAAAAAAAAAAACCUUGCUGAGAACACUAGGCUGUUAUCUCUGGCAAUUCCUUUUCCUGGUCUUUCAUCCUUCAAAGGUGGUUGAUUUUGGAAGCAAAUUGUCUGGGAACCUUUUCAUUAAAGUUACAAUAUUGACCAAAUAGAUGCAUAAACAUCUGAAAUGUGUUUGAACAGAUAUACAGCACUUUUUUGUUGCGUUGUGUGUUUUAUUUUUUCUCUGAAUUCCCCAACUUUUUGCAUUGUGUUUUUGAGCAUUAGAGCACUGCAUGCUUCACGCUGUAGUCUUCUAAACACAGUGUAUCGUUUAACUUAUUAUAAAUCGGUUUCAAUUUUGAUGCUUUUUUCUUUGUCUUUUUACAUGCUCAUCUGCAUUAUGUAUUUCUAAUAGGAUGCUUAUGUCUUGGAAACUCUGUUACAAUUAACUGGACUUUUAAGACCAGGUAGAUUUUGUCUAUUAUAGAACUAUUUUUGCUAAAUCUGCUGUAUUCUAUAAAUAAAGCAAUUCUGUAUU